Saccoglossus kowalevskii is the source of this 996-nucleotide messenger RNA. RefSeq lists its product as uncharacterized. Gene Ontology annotation, cellular component: membrane. Gene Ontology annotation, molecular function: protein binding. The record is from RefSeq and is a predicted model, not a curated record. NCBI's taxonomy places the organism in Eukaryota, Metazoa, Hemichordata, Enteropneusta, Harrimaniidae.
AUGCUGGAUCAUCGGUCGGAGAGAACCACAGAUCGAAUAAUGAGCGAAGAGUCGUGGCGUGAGAUAACCGCUAUGCUAAAUGUCAUGCACUCCGCCAAACAACUAUUUGUGGUGAUUCCUGUACCUCUCAUUUUCGUGGACCACAACUAUUUAAAGAGGAAGAAAUUGGAGAAAUUGGAAAGAAAACAAAAAAAGGGGGACCGGUUUGAUUGUCCUGAGGAGUUAGAUGAAGAGUUAACAGAGCAGUGGGCAUCUUUUUAUCACGACUUUGAAAGGAAGAGGCUUAUCAAAUUACUCUUGGAUUUUUCUCUUCGAAAGAAGGUCAAAGUGACUGUUUUGUCUGGCGAUGUUCAUGUCGGAUGCUGGGGAAGGAUUGAAACAGACAGCUUAGUCACCAUGGACAUAGUUACAUCGUCAGGGAUCGUUAGCAGACCACCUAAAAACUUACGAGUCCUAUACAGAAUGAUGAAGAACAAUGGUUUUGAAUGUUUCUGUCUGCCUGAUCACGGCAAGGUGAAAAUGUGGUUAGAUGAUAUUUCAUGUAAUGGUAGUAGGGAAUAUGAAAAAUAUAUGGUGGCUUCACAGAAUUUCUUGAUAUUAGAUCCACAGGUUACAGUGACGGGUAUAAAUUCUGGGAAAUAUGAGGCCUCUUUCUUGAAAAAACCAAAUAAGACAUUCGAGAAGACUCGGUCAAGAGGACUGGACCUGAAAGAACCACACAGAUUUUCAAGAACUAUCGAUAAUUUUACGAUGUUCCAGGGAUUCUCAAACGUGACCAUAUCGUCAGGGAGGUCAGCAACGUCCAUUAAUGGGACGCCCCCUUCAUCAAUCGGACGUUUAUCAUCGUCACGCCACCAUGCCUCAAAGCACAGUUCAAAAUUAAGGAAGAAUCAAUCCCAUAGGUCCCAUACUUCGAAGUCACAUUCGCAUUCAGAGUCUCACCAGGAGUCUCAUUUCUCUGAGACGAAAGUCUUCAAUAAAAUCAGGAGGCAUUAA